This is a messenger RNA of Danio rerio (zebrafish), 2944 nucleotides long. The record is from RefSeq and is a predicted model, not a curated record. Lineage: Eukaryota; Metazoa; Chordata; Actinopteri; Cypriniformes; Danionidae.
CUUACUGUGAGAGAAAAGGCCAGACAGAGAGAAAAACAUCUGAUAAUUCAAGACUAGCAAUCAAAUCUUCAGUUUUUGUUUUGAAGCUCUCAGUGAACUGACUUGAAAAUAUGGUAGAUUCCCUCUCGCGAGAUCAUGAACUGCUCAGGCUCUUAGAAAAAGCCGUGGAAGAACUGAAAGGACUUUUACAACCAGAGGAAGAAAGAGAAGCAGCAGAACAUAAGAGACUCUCUAAUGGCUGUAGAGACUCAGCUGGACUUCAUACAACGCUCUUCCAGGUCCUCAAAACAUUCGGCGAGCUUCAAUGCAAGAGAGUGUGUGAGCUGAGAGAGAUUCUGUGCUCUACAGCAAACACACUCACUGAGCAGAGGAUGUGCUUGAAUUUGGCACACACACUUCCAGAUGCAGAGCCGCCAACAACAGCUGAUGUGGAUGCUUCCUAUGGAUCACACUUCUUCCAAGACCACAUGACAGAUGUGAUUCUUCAUGUUCUGGAAGACGUCCACGCCAUCAUAAAUCAGUUCAGUGUGAUGAGCAGGAGGCUCGACGCUGGGAUUGCUUUUCUUUCCGAAGUCAGUGAAGAGACAGAUGAUCCAACCACUUCUGGACCUCUGAAAACUGCGAAAAAUAUGAAAACAGAAUCCAGUAGCACAACUAAACCGCUGGAGCAGUUUCAUGAGGAACACAGCCUUGCAAACAUUCAGUCUAUAAGGCUCACAGAUGAUCCUACAGAUCCAGUCAAGGGCUGUACUGUGGUUAAGGAUGACAGAAAUAGGAGGGAUGAGAUCUCACAUACAAGAACAGAGUCAGCGGAUGAAAAUAUUGUGGAGAGUCUGAAUGUGAAUGAUGAAGUGGAUGAAGAAAAAGAAGGAGAGGAGAGAGAGAAAAGUAAAGGAGAGGAGGGUGAAAAGCUAAAGCAGACAUUGGUCACUGUUGGACUUGCAGACAGAGGCGGAUCCUCCAAGUCUCCUAAACUCUGCUAUAUGAUGGCCUCGGCAGACGUAGUGAGUGUCAUGAGCUGUGAGGUGGUGGACGGUCUCAGUUCUCUGAUGGUGUCUGGAUCAGAAGAGCUGCUUAGUGCCGUCCUCCGCAUACAAACCUACAGCCAUGUUAAAUGUCCCUUCCCACUUACCGUAGCAGUGCCAUUCCAGGCCAAUUACCGUGGGAACUACAGAGAGAUCAUAGUGAAAGUGGUGGAUCCAGGACAAAGAGUCAGCUAUGUCACACCUUUAUCCACUGAAGGGUUCUUUGAAGGACAGCGGGGUUCAUUUGCGGUAGUGCGGGUGUAUACUCUCGGCGUGUUUGCAGUUCUAUCCCGUUUGAGGACAGAGAGUUUCACAGUGUCUAAGGCAGGACUGUCUCUCAAACUGAGUGUGGACUCCAGGAUAUGCCUUGACUACUUGCCUGGAUCCUUCAUCACUCCAGUUGUUGCUCAAGUCAUGGUACAGCCAGUGGAUGCCUUUAUUUUAUCAUCUCUAAAAUCCAAAAAUGAUUCUUAUCGUGAAGCUCUUACCUCAACCCCCCUGCUUUACCUCAGCCAUCCAUCAAGCCUUAAACUCAGACGACCACUGACAAUCAGCUUGCCCUGUCCUCCAAUCUGCGACAAGAGGAAAGCUGCAGAAGAUGCUGACAGACCUGCUCUCGCAUCAAACGCUUUCUCUCCAAAGCUGAUGAGGGUUGAUGGUGCCUCAGUAAAAACUCAUAAAUGCUGUAAAGAGCAGCUGGCUCUGCUAGGCUGGAUGGAGAACCACUGGAAGGUUCUGGAUAAAGUCAGUGUAAAGAACUUACAGAACAGCUUGGUCUGUUUUGAGCUAACAGAAAGCUAUGAAAGGUAUCCAAAACCAAUGCAUGUACAUUGUAAAUGUUUCUUUACAAUAUUUCAGAAAUAUGCUCUACCUUUAAAAACUUCUUCCAACCGUAGGUUAAUAGUCCUUCGCCUUCAGUCCUCUGUAAAAUCCUCCUGCCUGGCUUUGUUAGUUGAAGAACUAGAAGAGGCUGUAAAGAGCUUUUCAGUGACAGUGGUGCUGCAUCAUAAGCAUCUGGACCCCCGCAGUGUGGUUGUGGAGACCCUGUCCAGCAGAGAUGCAAGCUGGGCUAUGUGUGAACUGCAGGAUCAGGGUUACUGUGGUCCUCCAGAAUCCUCAUCUGAACUUUCCAUGAGGGAGGGAGAACAGCUGCUGGUCAGGCUCAGCGGGAACAUAACCUGUGCUGAGUCAAUAAGCAAAGAACAGACAGAUUCACUCAUAAUCACAUUCCACAACCAAAGGAGGAACCGGUUGUAUUUGACAUUAAAAGAAGUGGACACCUUCGGCAACCACAGCUCUCUGCACUACAAAGGUGUAGCCAGUUUCUUCAAGGUCAGCAAAGAUCAUCUGGUCUGGAGUGAUGACAGAGCAUACGUGAAGGACUGUCUGCUAGAAGAACCCGUCUGCCGGCUGCCAAUCACUCUGCCAAAGGGAGCUAGAACAGUCUUUCAGCCUGUGAGGAUCAAGUUAAUGCAGCCAAGCCAAACAGAGCCUCUGUCAGAUGAGCUGUUAUCAUGGCUGUGUGAGGAGCUCACCGAGGAUGAUGCGGCCCUUUUGGUUCUGUCUCUCCGUCUCCGUCGCUCUUCGGUCCAGAUCGCUCGGCUGCGAGCUCCACACAGCCUCUCACAGCAGGCCUUUCACAUUUUGACGGCGUGGAGACGAGGCCUUCCCUCCUCCUCUCUGAAAUGCCCCAUACUGGCCCACUGCCUGACCCGUGCAGGGAGACCUGACCUCGCCAACCAACUACUGCUCAAAGGAGCUGCAAAUCACCAAGUGGAGGAAAAACAUGAAGAUCAGACCAGCAGGAGAAAUCUGUGAAUAUUCCUUUAGUUUGCAAACAUGUGGAGCCGUAGUAUUUUAGUGAGCUGUCACUAAUGCAUGCUAUAUCUGAGUAUUCAUAUUAUACACUCUUAAAAAUA